Plasmodium fragile is the source of this 825-nucleotide messenger RNA. Its product is annotated as D-tyrosyl-tRNA(Tyr) deacylase. The coding region runs from base 1 to 825 and encodes 274 amino acids. The transcript has 3 exons. Gene Ontology annotation, biological process: tetrahydrobiopterin biosynthetic process; tRNA metabolic process. The record is from RefSeq and is a predicted model, not a curated record. Gene Ontology annotation, molecular function: 4-alpha-hydroxytetrahydrobiopterin dehydratase activity; D-tyrosyl-tRNA(Tyr) deacylase activity. Lineage: Eukaryota; Apicomplexa; Aconoidasida; Haemosporida; Plasmodiidae. Gene Ontology annotation, cellular component: cytoplasm.
AUGCGAGUCAUCAUUCAGCGCGUUAAAAAUGCAGCGCUGAGUGUAAUAAAAGAAGGAAGCAACGAAACAGAAAAACAAUUAGAACUCUUUAGCGAAAUACAAAAUGGCAUAAUCUGCUUCGUGGGAAUACACAAAAACGACACCUGGAAGGAUGCGGAAUACAUCAUUCGGAAGUGUCUGAACCUACGCCUAUGGUCAGAUGGUAACAAAACCUGGGAUAAGAGUGUAAAAGAUUUAAAUUAUGAAGUUCUGUUUGUUUCUCAGUUUACCCUGUUUGCUAAUACGAAAAAGGGAAGCAAGCCAGACUUCCACCUAGCCAAGGAACCUAAACAAGCCCUAGCUAUGUACAAUAAAAUGGUUGAGCAAUUUGCUAAGGAUUACAAUCAUGAAAAAAUAAAAACAGGGAAAUUCGGAUGUUAUAUGAACAUCCAAGUGACAAAUGAUGGACCCGUUACAAUUUUUGUUGACAGCCACGACGUCAAAAUGACCCUUCUGCACAAGAAUCGAAUUAACGCUCUCCUACCACAAUGGAGUUACAAAACGAAGCAGGGCUGCUACAACUACAUACAAAGGAAGGUCGUAUUCCCCUCCUUCUCACAGGCGACCACAUUCCUGAGAGACAUGUUUGACCAGAAUGAAAAGAUGAACCACCACUGCAAGUACACCAGCGAUUACACCAAAGUUAAAAUUAAAAUGUACACGCACACGCUGAAAGGGGUAACAGAAAAGGACGUGGCAUUUGCAAACCUAGUAGAUAGCGCACUGAAUAAUUAUGCUUAUAAAGUGAUAAAGGAAAGUCACUCAGCGGAGGAGAGGAACAAUUAA